AUGAGAUGGGUGGGGCUAAAGCGUAAGAGGGUGGAGACAAAGAAGAGCUCUCCAAUAAAGAAAUACUUUGAGCUGGAGCCUUUAGCCAGGGGGAAGCGUUGGAUCCUGGAGGGCAGUACGACAAACAACAUGGUGGCCGUGAAGGAGAACUUCAUCCAGCUAAUCAGACUACUGGAGGACACGGACACAGGGCUACCCUCCACCACAUCCUGGACCCCCAACACACCCCCACCACAUCCCGAACCCCCCCAACACACCCCCACCACAUCCUGGACCCCCAACACACCCCCACCACAUCCUGGACCCCCCCAACACACCCCACCACAUCCUGGACCCCCCCAACACAGUCCACCACAUCCUGGACCCCCAACACACCCCCACCACAUCCCGAACCCCCCCAACACACCCCCACCACAUCCUGGACCCCCAACACACCCCCACCACAUCCUGGACCCCCAACACACCCCACCACAUCCUGGACCCCCAACACACUCCCACCACAUCCCGGACCCCCAACACACUCCACCACAUCCUGGACCCCCAACACACCCCACCACAUCCUGGACCCCCAACACACCCCCACCACAUCCUGGACCCCCAACACAACCCACCACAUCCUGGAACCCCAACACACCCCCACCACAUCCUGGACCCCUAACACACCCCCACCACAUCCCGAACCCUCAACACACCCUCAACACACCACAUCCCAGACCCCCAACACACCCCCACCACAUCCCGGACCCCCAACACACCCCCAUCACAUCCCGGACCCCCAACACACCCCCACCACAUCCCGGACCCCCAACACACCCCCACCACAUCCCGGACCCCCAACACACCCCCACCACAUCCCGGACCCCCAACACACCCCCACCACAUCCCGGACCCCCAACACACCCCCACCACAUCCUGGACCCCCAACACACCCCACCACAUCCUGGACCCCCAACACAACCCCACCACAUCCUGGACCCCUAA
Salvelinus namaycush (lake trout) is the source of this 981-nucleotide messenger RNA. RefSeq names its product early nodulin-75-like. The record is from RefSeq and is a predicted model, not a curated record. The transcript has 3 exons. NCBI's taxonomy places the organism in Eukaryota, Metazoa, Chordata, Actinopteri, Salmoniformes, Salmonidae. Bases 1 to 981 code for a protein of 326 amino acids.